Messenger RNA from Trichoderma virens Gv29-8, 1092 nucleotides. RefSeq lists its product as uncharacterized. The transcript has a single exon. Gene Ontology annotation, molecular function: protein binding; 6-phosphogluconolactonase activity. The record is from RefSeq and is a predicted model, not a curated record. Bases 1 to 1092 code for a protein of 363 amino acids. Lineage: Eukaryota; Fungi; Ascomycota; Sordariomycetes; Hypocreales; Hypocreaceae.
AUGUCUCGUCGUCUACUUAUUGCCCGGCCCGGCCACAUCUACCUGGCAACUUACACCUCCGCCUCAGCCACCAUCUCUAUUGACCUCGACGAGCCGUUUCCCGGCAAUCCCUCUUGGUUCGCUGUUUCUCCGACGGAUCCUCAUUUAUUGUACACGUUUGAUGAGAAUGGCUCGACGACUUAUGCUUUUCGACUGGAUCUUACGUCAAACACAUUGACCAAAGUCGCUCAAUCGGAAGAUGGCAGCGAGGGAGUCUGUCAUCUCGCUUUUAACAAGCUAGGAUCAAUCAUGCUUGGUGCUUCCUAUGCUGAAGGCACAAUCGAUAUAUGGAAUACUGAGUCUUCGAAUCCUGAGCUCAUCACGACGAUCCAGUCCAAGGACCCCGUAAUCGACGCCGGUAGAGUCGCGCGCGCUCACCAGGCCGUCCUCGAUCCCACAGGCCGCUUCUUCGUCGUCAACGAUCUCGGCACAGAUGCACUGCUCGUGCUCGACGCAUUGCGGCCAGAUGUUCCGGUUGUGAGGCGGGUCUGCGUGCCGUCUGGCUCGGGGCCGAGACACGGCGUGUUUUAUCCCGCGGGAGAUGCGCCGGCGACGCAUUACUUUUUGCUCUGCGAGACGAGUAACCGGGUUGAGGUGUUUAAGCUAAAGUACACGGAAGUGGAUGUCGAGUUUGUUGCUGCGGGGAGCUAUUCUACGUUUUUGGAUGAGGAGAUGGGUGCGUUUGCUGCGGCGGGGGAGAUUGUGCUUUCGGCGGAUAGUAAACAUGUUUACACUUCGAAUCGGUUGAUGACGAGUCCGACGGAGACGAUUGCUCACUUCCGGAUCAAGCCUGAGGGCGAAGAUGCGGAGUUAGAGUUGGAAUUGGUGGCGGAGACGUCGACGCAGGGGAAACAUCCUCGGAUGUUUAGUCUGAGCAGGAAUGGGAACGAAUUGUUUGUUGGGAAUCAAGAGGGAGAAUGGGCUGUUGUAGUGUUGAGGAGGAAAGAAGAUGGAACGCUGGAAGAGAAACCUGUUGCAGGGGUUCUGAUGGAGGAUAUCGUGAAAGGAGAAGGAGACCAGAGAGGACCAAUGUUUGUGCUGGAGGUUGUGUAG